Molecule: messenger RNA, 1713 nt
Organism: Varanus komodoensis (Komodo dragon)
Lineage: Eukaryota; Metazoa; Chordata; Lepidosauria; Squamata; Varanidae
Product: histone H1.10
Exons: 1
Coding region: 177-860 (227 amino acids)
Biological process (GO): nucleosome assembly
Cellular component (GO): nucleosome
Molecular function (GO): structural constituent of chromatin; DNA binding
Source: RefSeq, a predicted model, not a curated record
AGAUUGCAUUUCUCAGGCGGAAGAGAGGGCAGCAGCGUUCGGCUGCCGUGGGGCUGGCGCUCUCGCUUUCCGUGGGGAGCGCGCCAGGACGAAAGCAGCACCCAGGCUGCGCUUAAAGCCCGUCGCCCAUUUCUCUGCAAGCUCCUUUCUCGCAGAAACGCUGUCCCUUUUCCGGCAUGUCUGUUGAACUGGAAGAAGCCGACCUCCCGCUGACGGAGGCGGAAGAAGCGCCUCUGGCCCCCGAGAAGAAGGGCGCUUCCAAAAAAUCGAAAGGCGGCGGCGGCGGCGGGUCCGCUCUGUCCCCAUCCAAGAAGAAGAAAAACAGCAAGAAAAAGAACCAGCCGGGCAAAUACAGCCAGCUGGUGGUGGAGUCCAUCCGCAAGCUGGGCGAGCGCAACGGCUCCUCGCUGGCCAAAAUCUACAACGAAGCCAAGAAAGUGGCCUGGUUCGACCAGCGGAACGGGCGCACCUACCUCAAGUACUCCAUCAAGGCGCUGGUGCAAAACGACACCUUGCUGCAGGUGAAGGGGACGGGCGCCAACGGCUCCUUCAAGCUCAACAGGAAGAAGCUCGAGGGGGGCAGCGAAGGGGGCGCCGGCGGCGGCGGCGGCGGCGGCGGCUCCCACGCCAAGUCGCACAAGAAGGCGGUCGCUGUGCCCGCUUCGCGCAAAGUGGAGAAGAAGCCCGUCGCCAAGAGCAAAAAGCUGGAGAAGAAGUCGCACAAGAAAGGCGCCGGCGGCGGGGCCGCCAAGAAGGAGAAGGUGAAAGCCAAGAAGACGGCCAAGAAAAGCGCCGCCGCCCCCAGCGCGAAGAAGGUGAAGAAGUCCGCGAAGCCCAAGGCGCUCAAGAGCAGGAAAUGAGCCCCCGCCCGGGAGCGGGGGGAGCGGGCACUUUCCCUCGCCCGCCGCCCAGGACGAUUGAGCCCCGGCACACGGACUUCGCUCGAAGCACAGAGCCACGUUUCCCGCUUCGGCUUCGUUUCCGCAGCUUUUCAUUUUCGUUUUUUUCGGGGGAGGGGGCGGGCUGGGCUGGUUCGGUAGCACUCUUUCCUCCGUAAGCACCAUUCCGUUCAUGGGUCCCGUUUUCGUUCAUUGGAGGGGAGACGGCACUGCGCUUCUGCCCUUCCCCUUUAAAAGCAAGACAGAUCCACCGUGGGACGGUUAUGUCAAUGGGGACUAGCGCCGGCUUUGGCGGUUGGUGGUUUUUUUUAUAUAUAUAUAAAGCAGCUGAGAAGGUCGCUCCCGCGCUCCCGCAGGACCCCCCUCGGGCGGCCGGCGGCCCCUCCCUGCCGCCCGCUCCCACUUCUUGCGGGCAGGGGGCGGCCUUCGGGGCGGCAUCGCAAAGUUGGAGCGGUCGCCGUGGCCGCGAGCGCGGCGGCGCUAUGGCAACGGGCUCGGUGGCUGCAAGCGGCUGGGCUUCGCCUGCCUUUAAAACGAGCCACUUUUCCCGGGCGCACGGAGGGGCGGGCCGGGGCGGUGGGGGGGCCGGCUGGCCGAGCGGCGCCCGGGACCGGCGUGGCUGGUCUUGCUGGAGGGCCCUGCAGCCGCUGCAGGCGCGGGGGAGGCGGCCCGGUGGUCCAAGGUAGGGAGGGCGGGAGGGGUAGGAGGGCAGUUCUCCCCUGCGAGGCCUCUUACUGCCUUGUCUUCAGUUGCCUUUUUUCCCUGUGUUUUUGUUUGUUCGGGUUUUUUGUUCAAUAAAUUGUUUAAAACAGUU